Ciona intestinalis (vase tunicate) is the source of this 2789-nucleotide messenger RNA. Its product is annotated as DNA replication licensing factor mcm4-A. The record is from RefSeq and is a predicted model, not a curated record. Gene Ontology annotation, molecular function: single-stranded DNA helicase activity; ATP binding; single-stranded DNA binding. Gene Ontology annotation, biological process: DNA strand elongation involved in DNA replication; mitotic DNA replication initiation; DNA replication. Gene Ontology annotation, cellular component: nucleus; MCM complex. Lineage: Eukaryota; Metazoa; Chordata; Ascidiacea; Phlebobranchia; Cionidae.
GUAUUUGAAUACCUAGUUUGAACAAUCUUCAUUAUGUCGUCACCUGAUCGUAGACGACGUGGAAGACAGACACCUGAUGCUGCUCCCAGCAGUGAUCUUGACAUGCUGCCUCCAACAUCACCUGCACGUCCCGUUGAUCUACUCGACGCAACAUCAGAUUCGAUCCUUGCGCCACAAACACCCGCUAACAUAAGUGAAAUAGAUCUGAGUUCUCCACUAUUUUACGGAACUCCUAGCAGUGCCAGGACACCUGGUGGGACAGCGCUUACACCUGGUAGAACUCCAAGAGGAACAAUGACGCCGGUUCGGCAACGUGCAGACUUGGGAAGUAACAACAGAGUCCGGGUUGUUAAUCUUCAAUCAGAUCAAAAUCCUGAGCAAUCUCGUCAUGAAACGAUUCCGGAAGAAACAGAAGAGGAGCUUGCGUCUUCUGCUGAUCCGGCCGGACAUCUUGUGAUCUGGGGAACUGAUGUUGUGGUCAGUCGGUGUAGAACUCGUUUCACACAGUUUAUAAACAGUUUCCUACCAUCUGAAGAAGACGAUGCAAUGGAAACUGAUGGUGGCGAUGCAAAUGAACCAAUGUAUCUGAGGAAGCUUGAGGAUAUCAGUGUUACUGAGGAACCUUACUUUGAAGUGGAUUGCUCGCACUUGAAAACGUUUGAUGCCGAUUUGUACCGGCAACUUAUUUGUUAUCCACAGGAAGUCAUCCCAACAUUUGAUAUGGCAGUAAAUGAAAUGUUCUUUGGUCGAUAUCCGGAUAUUUCACUCGAGCAUCAGAUACAGGUCAAGCCAUUUAACGCUGAACGCACAAAGAACAUGAGGAAUUUAAAUCCUGAAGAUAUUGAUCAACUGAUCACCAUAUAUGGUAUGGUGAUCCAAUCUUCUUCUUUGAUCCCUGAGAUGAGGGAAGGAUUCUUCCGAUGCAAUGUUUGUAAUCAUGAAGUAACGGUGGAAAUUGAACGUGGCAGAAUUGCUGAGCCUUCGAUUUGUGAUCGAUGCAAAACAACACAUUCAAUGUCUCUCAUUCAUAAUCGAUCAUUAUUCACAGACAGACAAUUGGUAAAACUACAGGAAGCGCCAGAUGACAUGCCAGCAGGUCAAACACCGCACUCAGUGUCUUUACAUUCAUAUGGAGAUCUGGUUGACUCGGUCCAACCCGGAGACAGGGUGAUUGUAACUGGUGUUUAUCGUGCCCAACCCCUGCGAGCUAAUCCACGAAUGAGGAACGUCAAAUCUGUCUACAGAACUCAUGUUGAUGUUCUGCACUUUCGUAAAAAAGAUGAGAAAAGACAGAAACUUUACGAAACUGCAGAUGAUGAAGAUAGCCAAAUUCAGUUCAGCAAGGAAAGAGUUGAAAUGAUUCGAUCGCUUUCAAAGAAACCAGACAUCUAUGAUCGUCUUGCACGAGCUGUUGCACCAAGUGUGUUUGGACACGAUGAUAUCAAGAAAGGAAUUCUUUUGCAGUUGUUUGGUGGUUGCCGCAAGCAGUUGAAGAAUUAUGCGAAAACUGGAAGCAAGACUGGUAUGAGAUCUGAGAUGCAUGUGUUGUUGUGUGGAGACCCAGGAACCAGCAAGUCACAACUGUUGAGAUACGUGCAUGAUAAGUUGUCACCUCGUGGUCAAUAUACAAGUGGAAAGGGUUCAAGUGCUGUUGGUUUGACAGCUUAUAUUACGAAAGAACAAGAAUCCAAACAGUUAAUGAUGCAACCGGGCGCGCUUGUGCUUUCAGAUAAUGGUAUUUGCUGCAUAGAUGAGUUUGAUAAGAUGAAUGAUAGUACAAGAUCGAUUCUACAUGAAGUCAUGGAACAACAAACUCUCUCCAUUGCAAAAGCCGGAAUUAUUUGUCAGUUGAAUGCUCGGACAUCAGUGAUGGCCGCUGCCAAUCCUUGCGAGUCGCAGUGGAACCACAAAAAGACGAUCAUAGAAAACAUCAUGCUUCCUCAUACACUUCUCUCAAGAUUUGAUCUCAUUUUUCUCAUGUUGGAUCCUCAAGAUGAAGCAUAUGAUCGUCGACUAGCCAACCACUUGGUGUCACUCUACCACCGUACACAGGAAGAAGAAGAAAUGGACGUCAUGGAUUCCGAGGUUUUGAAAGAUUACGUGGCUUAUGCUCGGGCUUUUGUUAAACCUCGCCUCACAGAAGAUGCAGGGCAGGAACUUGUUCAGGCAUAUGUUGAGAUGCGGAAGGGUGGUGGUAGUGGCAACAAAGGAGGUGUAACUGCCUACCCUCGCCAGUUGGAAUCACUUAUACGACUCUCAGAAGCACACGCCAGAAGUCGACUCUCACUCAAAGUAGAAAGAGUUGAUGUUCAAGAAGCUUUAAGAUUGUACAGAGAAGCUCUCAAGCAAUCUGCUACUGAUCCUCGUACUGGCAUUGUUGAUAUUUCAAUUCUUACAACAGGAAUGAGUGCCACUGCUAGAAAACGCCAAGAGGAAUUGAAAGGAGCUCUAAAGCAAUUGAUUGACCAAGACAAAGGUCGUGGUGGACAGGGUGGUAAAGCUGGUCCCACCCUUCGCUGUCGACCGUUGCUUGAUAGAUGGAGAAGCCAGACAGACCAGAUCAUCACACAAGCGAUGUUCGAUGAAGCUGUUCGUGCUUUACAAGAUGAUGAAGUGCUUGUUCGUACAGGGGAUGUCAUUCGUUUGUGUUAAACACUUGGUAUAAAGAAAAUGUAUUUGGGCAUACCAACUUUAUUGGUUUCCAGACAGUUAAAACUUGUAGUUUCCUAUCAUGAUUACUGCUAACUGCCAUGUUUAUAUUUGUAUAUUGUUGGUUAUUAAAACUAAAA